This is a messenger RNA of Phalacrocorax carbo (great cormorant), 636 nucleotides long. Lineage: Eukaryota; Metazoa; Chordata; Aves; Suliformes; Phalacrocoracidae. The record is from RefSeq and is a predicted model, not a curated record.
CCCCGACCAUGAAGAUCCCGCUGCUGGUCUCCACGGGAAUCCUGCUGGUGGCCCUCCUGCCCUGCCAGGAGUGCAGAGCUCUCAGCAAGAGCCCGGUAGCCGCCCACGGGGCUCUGCACCAGCCACAUUUCUUCAAGCAGCAGCAGCAGCAGCAGCAGCAGCAAAGUCUGCCCGUCCUGCUCCGUAUGGGCGAAGAGUAUUUUCUGCGCCUGGGCAACCUCAACAAGAGACCCGUUGGCUCUUUCUCCGCCUCCUCCAGCAGCACCAGCCACCUACAGCCCGAAGCCUCCGCCAGCAACUUUUUCCGGGCGGCGGUGCCACAGCUGCAGCAGCUGCCCGAGCGCUCGCUGGGGAGCCCCGACGAGGGCGAAGCCGAGGGUGAGGCCGUGGAGAGGGAGAAGCGAUCCGAGGAGCCCCCUAUUUCUCUGGAUCUGACUUUCCACCUCCUGCGAGAAGUCUUGGAGAUGGCCCGAGCCGAGCAGUUAGCGCAGCAAGCUCACAGCAAUAGGAAACUGAUGGAGAUAAUCGGGAAAUGAAACGGCCCCUCCCCGCCUUGCCAAAGAGAUUCCGCAGUUAGCACAAGAAUAAUUACACCGUCCGAUGUACCAUAGUGCUGCUCUGAUGUCAUCUCUUUAU